AUGAGGCCAUUCAAAGCAAGCCUGAGCCCUUUCAAGAGACAAUUCUCUACCUCUUUGUCGGUUGCAAACAUCGACAAGACAACCCAUUUUGGGUUCAAAACCGUUCGUGAAGAGGAUAAGGAGAGACUCGUCAAGGGAGUGUUCUCGUCGGUCGCUUCCAGUUACGAUGUCAUGAAUGAUAUUAUGUCAGUGGGUGUGCAUAGAUUAUGGAAGGACCAUUUGAUCAAGAAGCUUGAUUGCGGGAUGCGCCCUGGAUCAGAGAAACCGUUGGAGUUCCUGGAUGUGGCUGGAGGUACCGGAGACAUUGCAUACGGGUUGUUGGACCACGCGCGGGAUAAGUUCCACGACACUCAGUCAAAAAUUACUAUUGCUGAUAUCAAUGCGGAUAUGCUGCUUGAGGGCCAAAAAAGAUUGCUUUCCACGCCGUAUGCCCAGUCUGGAAGAGUCUCUUUCCUCGAGCAGAACGGUGAGGUUUUGGACAAAAUCGAGGAUAACUCGAAAGACGUGUACACAAUUGCCUUUGGAAUCCGUAACUUCACCAACAUCCAAGCCGGUUUGAAUGCUGCGUACCGUGUGCUCAAACCAGGUGGAAUCUUUGCCUGUCUCGAGUUCUCCCACGUCGAUAACCCGGCUUUGGACUACUUAUACCAGGCCUACUCCUUCUCUGUAUUGCCUCUGAUGGGUCAAUUGGUUGCAAACGACAGAGAAUCCUAUCAAUAUCUCGUUGAGAGUAUCCAGAGGUUCCCACCUCAGGAGGACUUCGCUGGAAUGAUCCGCAAGGCCGGUUUCUAUGUACCAGGAAAGGGCUAUGAAAACCUCACAUUUGGAGUUGCUGCCAUCCACUUGGGAGUUAAAAUGUAA
Messenger RNA from Kuraishia capsulata CBS 1993, 861 nucleotides. RefSeq lists its product as uncharacterized. The transcript has a single exon. Gene Ontology annotation, molecular function: methyltransferase activity. The record is from RefSeq and is a predicted model, not a curated record. Lineage: Eukaryota; Fungi; Ascomycota; Pichiomycetes; Pichiales; Pichiaceae. Gene Ontology annotation, biological process: ubiquinone biosynthetic process. The coding region runs from base 1 to 861 and encodes 286 amino acids.